Messenger RNA from Oppiella nova, 375 nucleotides. The record is from the annotation of a GenBank genome assembly. NCBI's taxonomy places the organism in Eukaryota, Metazoa, Arthropoda, Arachnida, Sarcoptiformes, Oppiidae.
AUGGUAAUAAUAUCGGGUUGCCGUUGUAGAGAUAAAUCUAAUAGAGACGAUAAUCACGUACUCGUGAGACAUAACUAUCUCUUUGAAGGCGAAGAAAUGCCAGAAUUUGGUGAUAGUAUACCAAACAUAACGAUUCCAAUCGGAAGGGAUUCAAGAAUGCCGUGUAUUGUCAAUAACUUAGGCUCAUAUCGUGCGGCGUGGCUUAGGAUCGAGGAGAAAGAUAUCCUUACAAUACAUCAUCACGUGAUUACACGCAACUAUCGGAUUAAUUUACUGGACAAUCAUAACGAUAAUCGCAAUUUCAUACUUGUCAUCAAAAAUGUACAGUGUUGUACCGUGCAAAACUUCAAAGUUUUGCAACAGUGCAAAGUUUAA